Molecule: messenger RNA, 4651 nt
Organism: Gavialis gangeticus (Gharial)
Lineage: Eukaryota; Metazoa; Chordata; Crocodylia; Gavialidae
Gene: PHKB
Product: phosphorylase kinase regulatory subunit beta
Exons: 32
Coding region: 178-3438 (1086 amino acids)
Biological process (GO): glycogen metabolic process
Cellular component (GO): phosphorylase kinase complex
Molecular function (GO): calmodulin binding
Source: RefSeq, a predicted model, not a curated record
CCCGGGUUGGGGCCGGUGGCGGGAGCUGGAGCAGCGGCAGUGCGGCGCGGCGAUGGCGGCGCACUUGGCGGACGUGAGCUGGAAGGUGGUGGAGCUGCGAGCCCGCUCCAAGCGCUCAGCUUUGAAAAUUGCUGUAGUUUAGCCUGAGACGUUUGACAUUAGCUGCACCAAUUUGAAAUGGCCAAUUUGGAUGAUGACAGAGCCUCUUCUGCACGUGCUUUCUCGAGGUUUGGUUCAAUUUAUGAGCCAAUUAAAAGCAUUAAUCUUCCAAGGCCAGAUGGAGAAAGUCUGUGGGAUAAACUGGAUCAUUAUUAUAGAAUUGUGAAGUCAACCGUGUUGCUCUAUCAGAGUCCAACCACAGGUCUCUUUCCCACAAAAACGUUUGGUGACAACCAAAAGGCAAAGGUUCAUGACAGUCUUUACUGUGCUGCAUGUGCUUGGGCAUUAGCACUUGCAUACAGGCGUAUUGAUGAUGACAAAGGACGGACUCAUGAGCUGGAGCAUUCUGCUAUAAAAUGUAUGAGAGGAAUUCUCUACUGCUACAUGCGUCAGGCUGAUAAGGUUCAGCAGUUUAAGCAAGAUCCCAGGCCAUCCAAAUGCCUUCAUUCUGUUUUCAAUGCACAUACUGGAGAUGAAGUCUUUUCCCAUGAAGAAUAUGGUCAUCUUCAGAUAAAUGCUGUGUCACUAUUUCUUCUCUACCUGGUUGAAAUGAUUUCCUCAGGACUACAGAUUAUCUACAACACAGAUGAGGUAUCCUUCAUCCAGAACCUUGUCUUUUGUGUGGAAAGAGCAUAUCGAGUACCCGAUUUUGGUGUCUGGGAAAGAGGAAGUAAAUACAACAAUGGGAGCACAGAUUUACAUUCAAGCUCUGUUGGGUUAGCAAAAGCAGCUCUAGAAGCAAUUAAUGGAUUCAAUCUUUUUGGCAAUCAGGGUUGUUCUUGGUCUGUCAUAUUUGUGGAUCUUGAUGCCCAUAACAGAAACAGACAAACUCUGUGCUCAUUGCUGCCCCGAGAAUCAAGGUCUCAUAAUACAGAUGCGGCUCUCCUACCCUGCAUUAGUUAUCCUGCUUUUGCUGUGGAUGAUGAAGCUUUGUUCAAUCAAACACUUGAUAAGGUUGUUAGAAAACUAAAAGGAAAAUAUGGGCUAAAACGAUUUUUGAGAGAUGGGUAUCGAACUGCUUUGGAGGAUAAAACGCGGCGCUAUUAUAAACCAGCAGAAAUUAAGCUGUUUGAUGGGAUUGAAUGUGAAUUUCCUCUCUUUUUUAUUUUCCUGAUGAUUGAUGGAGUUUUCAGAGGGAAGUCUGAGCAAGUAAAGGAGUGUCAGGAGCUUCUGGAUCCUGUGCUUCAACAUACAACAGAAGGACAUCCUGUUGUACCUAGGUACUAUUAUGUGCCAGCUGACUUUGUUGAAUUAGAGAAGAAAAAUCCUGGUAGUCAAAAACGAUUUCCUAGCAACAGUGGACGGGAUGGAAAGCUUUUUUUGUGGGGACAGGCCAUUUACAUCAUUGCAAAACUCCUAGUUGAUGAAUUGAUAAGUCCUAAAGACAUUGACCCAGUAGGCCGUUAUAUACCUCUACAAGAUCAGCGGAACAUUAGCAUGAGAUACUCAAAUCAGGGGCCUCUAGAAAAUGAUUUGGUCAUCCAUGUGGCUUUGAUAGCAGAAAGUCAACGCCUACAAGUUUUUCUGAACACAUAUGGAAUUCAAACGCAAACUCCGCAACAGGUGGAACCUAUUCAGAUAUGGGCUCAGCAGGAACUUGUCAAAGCUUACUUCCAUUUGGGAAUCAAUGACAAACUAGGAUUAUCUGGAAGACCUGACAGGCCUAUAGGAUGCCUUGGAACAUCAAAGAUUUAUCGCAUACUAGGAAAGACUGUAGUUUGUUACCCAAUCAUUUUUGAUCUAAGUGACUUCUACAUGUCUCAGGAUGUUAUGAUGUUGAUUGAUGACAUUAAGAAUGCAUUGCAGUUCAUUAAGCAGUAUUGGAAAAUGCAUGGUCGCCCCUUGUUCCUUGUGCUCAUCCGUGAAGAUAACAUAAGGGGAAGCAGAUUCAAUCCAAUAUUGGAUAUGCUGGCAGACUUUAAAAAGGGAAUCAUUGGAGGAGUGAAGGUUCAUGUUGAUAGAGUUCAGACUUUAAUAUCUGGUGCAGUUGUUGAACAACUUGACUUCCUAAGAAUCAGUGAAUCAGAGCCUCCUGUGUUUAAGAGUUUGGAGGAGUUGGAACUUCCAAAACAUUCAAAAGUCAAGAGACAAUCUAGUACUCCAAAUGUUUCUGAACUCGAACAGCAACCGGAAAUAAAUAUUAAUGAUUGGAAAGACAGAUCAACUUAUGAAAUUCUUCAGAAACUGAAUGACUGCAAUUGCUUAGCAAGUCAAGCAUUAUUGUUGAGUGUUUUGCUGAAAAGGGAAGGACCGAAUUUCAUCACCAAGGAAGGUACAGUCUCUGACCAUAUUGAAAGAAUCUACAGACGUGCUGGUAGCAAAAAGCUCUGGUCUGUUGUGCGCUUCGCAGCAAGUCUUUUAGGUAAACUAGUGGACAGCCUUGCACCAUCUAUUACUAAUGUUUUAGUUCAGGGCAAACAGGUAACUCUUGGAGCUUUCGGCCAAGAAGAAGAAGAAGUUAUUUCUAACCCUCUAUCCCCAGGAGUGAUUAAGAACAUCAUUUACAAUAAUUGCAAUUUACAAGAUCAAAGGGAAGCUGUUAUUCAGCAAGAACUUGUCAUACAUAUUGGCUGGAUCAUCUCAAACUCACCUGAACUUUUCAGUGGCAUGUUAAAAAUACGUGUUGGAUGGAUUAUCCAUGCUAUGAAGUAUGAACUAAAAUUUCGUGCUGGAGAUAUGCCUGCUAUGGACUUAUAUCAGCUGUCUCCUAGUGAAGUGAAGCAACUUCUGUUGGAUAUUCUUCAACCGCAGCAGCAAGGAAGAUGUUGGCUUUAUAGACGUCAAAUAGAUGGUUGUCUGAAUCGAACUCCUCCUGGUUUCUAUGACAGGGUGUGGCAGAUCUUGGAGAGAACACCCAAUGGUUUAAUAGUAGCAGAAAAAUACUUACCACAGCAACCAACAUUAUCUGAUAUGACCAUGUAUGAGAUGAAUUUUUCCCUUCUAGUUGAAGACAUUUUGCAAAACAUUGACCAGCCUGAAUACAGACAAAUUAUUGUUGAGUUGUUAAUGGUGAUAUCUGUUGUGUUGGAGAGAAACCCUGAAUUAGAGUUUCAGGACAAGGUGGAUUUGGACAAAUUGGUGAAGGAAGCAUUUCACGAUUUCCAGAAAGACCAGAACAAACUAAAGGGAGUUGAAAAACAGGAUGAUAUGACCUCCUUUUACAACACUCCCGCGAUAGGAAAAAGAGGAACAUGCAGCUACUUGACUAAGGCGGUGAUGAAUUUAUUGUUGGAAGGAGAAAUGAAGCCAAGCAGUGAUGACCCGUGUACUAUUAGUUAAGCCUCAGAAAAAACAAGAAGCAUUGCUUAUUUUGGUUUUACUGUAUUUUGCAUGUGAUAUUAAAUUUCUGUUUUGAAGAGUAGCAAUGAGCUGUGCUAGAAAUCUAUACCAUCCUUCACUGAGAGAAGUACAAAUAGUACAUGCCACAAGUGAGUAUUUGGCAAUAAAAAUAGUAUAAAGAAACACUGUCAAUCGUAAUGAAUAAUUAUAAAUGUCAGAAUAAUGUGCUGACUAAAAAUUAUGCAUGCCUCAUGACAACAGCUCAUAUCAAGUGUAAUCCCUAUAAUAUUUAAGUAAAAUUGCAUUGCUUGUACUUAUGAGUAGGCAUCUUAAAUAAUGCUCUGAAAUUAUUUACACACUGUUAACACUAGUUUAAGAUUUAGUCUCUUUUCCUCCAUUUGUACUAUAAUUCUAUACAACAUUUAUUGUAAAUGCUGAACGAUAUACAGCUGAAAUAUUUUUAAAACUAUAUAUUUGAUCUAUCAUUUCAUUACAAAGCUGUUAACUUUGAAAAUUAAGAAAGGUUUUGUACUUGGACAGUUUAGAUAAAUUGGAGGUAAAAACAAUAUUCUUCAUAUUCUGCGUAAUAUAUUUUCUUUAAAAAUUUAGUUUAGUUGAUACAAAUAUAUCAAAAUUGCUUAGAGGUUUAAUUUAGCAUUUAACUUGCUUUGCACAGAUUAAAUCGCAAUAGAAAAUGAAUAUAAAUUAUGAAGAUAAAAUAGCAUUUUAUAGUUCAAUAAAUGUCACUGCAUCUGGCUGAUUUUUUUCUAAAUUUUGUAUAGGCUCUAAAUUAACACUGGAAAUAUUAUUUAAUAUGGGAAUAGAAUUUUUAAAAUGCAGCUAAGAGAAAGUAAAAUCAGGGCCAUAAUGUAAGAGAAUCAUUUUAAAUGUAUGCAUUCGAAUUCUUUCUUACAUUGACAGCUCUGGUCUCCCUCUACAUCCUGAGUGGAGUCUACAAAUUCUAACUGUAUUAUUUUUGUAGAAAGUAACUUUCAGAUGUUAUCAUAAAAUCUUACUUUCCCUGUUGGUUACAAUGCCCAUAGUCUGAUACAAGGACUCCCAUUCACUUUAAUGAGCAUUGAAUAUAUGUCGGUAAACAAAUGAUAUUCUAUUUUGCUAUAAGAAUCCUGUUAAAAUGUUUGGUUUCUGUGCAAAGAUCAUCUAAUGUUGGUUGAUGAGAAAUAUGUUUACAAUAAAUUAACUUUCUUUAAAA